GUUUUACUUUCGGUUUAGCCUGUUUUGUCUAGUGUUGAGAUGGCGCACAGUGCAGCAAAAAGAAGAAGUCCAGAUAUGGUUCGCCCGAACAUGGGCAUAUGUUCAGAUGAUGAUCGCCCCCAUGGCUCUGGAAUUAAAACAGAGGGAACAAACAUUAUGGCAAAUCUGUGUUUAAAUGUGGUUUUGCUGGGAAGAACAGGAGCUGGGAAAAGUGCAGCAGGAAACACAAUACUGGGACGACAGGCUUUCAUAUCAAAGAAAAGCUCCACUUUAGUCACUCGAGAUGUUGCUUCUGAAGAUGGUGAUAUUUGUGGAUUACCAGUCACUGUUUAUGACACACCUGGAUUUUCUGGUGCAGAAAGUAAGGAAGAGCUUAGGAAAUAUGAAGAAAUUCUGCAGAAAUGUGAAUCAGGCCUGUGUGCAUUUCUCAUUGUUCUCCGGUCAGACGGAUUCACUGAAAUAGAACAAGAAACUAUAGAGAAGAUUGAGGAGAUGCUGGGAGAAAAACACCUGAAGAACACCUGGAUUCUCUUCACCAGAGGAGACGAACUGGAAGAAGAAAACAAGAGCAUAAAUCAACUCAUUAAUGAGACUGAAAGCUUGAAGAAACUCAUUCAGAAAUAUGAGGGCAGAUUUCACGUGUUUAACAACAAGAAAAAUGGACCGAGUGACCAAGUGAAAUCUCUGAUAACUACAGUUUUCCUGAAGAAAAAGGAGAAUGUGUCAAAAAGACAAAGUGUUCCCAACAACAUCCAGGAUAUUCCUGUCUCCAGACUCUCAUCCAGACAGAUUGUUCUUCUGGGUAAAACUGGUGUUGGGAAGAGUGCAGCUGGGAACACAAUACUGGGACAGAAAGCGUUCAAAUCUGUGAUGAGUAUAUUUACAGUAACCAGUAAAUGUUCAGUUGCUCACGCCACUGUUUCAGGCAGAUCUGUGUCUGUAGUUGAUACUCCUGGAUUUAUUCACUCACAGAUGAACCCAGCACAGUUAGUGACAGAGAUAGCGAGAAGUGUUUAUUUAUCCAGUCCUGGACCUCAUGCUUUUCUCAUUGUGUGUAAUGUGAAUAUGAGAUUCACUGAACAAGAGCUGCAGAUCACUGAGCAGAUUGAGAUGUUGUUUGGGCAGGAAGUUUUAAAAUACUCCAUCAUUCUCUUCACUCAUAGAGAUCUGAUGGAAGGAAAGUCUGUAGAAGAGAUCAUUAAGCAGAACAGUAGAUUAAGAGAUCUAGUUGAUCAAUGUGGAGGCAGAUAUCACGUCUUCAACAAUAGAGAUCAGAGAAACAGAGAUCAGGUGAAUGAUCUACUGCAGAAGAUUGACACAAUGAUAGAGCAGAAUGGAGGAGGACACUACAGAAAUCAGAUGUUUGAAGAUGCUCUGAGAUUCAGACGAGUGGAAGAAGAGAGAAGACAGAGAGAGGAAGAGGAGAGACAAAGACUAGGGAAGAUAGGUAGAAUGAUAAAGAAAAUCGGAGCUGAGUUUGAGGCUCAAAAGAGGUUAGAAACAGAAAGACGUAAAGCAAGGAAACAGAGUGAAGAAGAGGGAGCAAUAGUGAAUUCCAUCCACAUUUGUCCAGGCAUCAGAAGCACUUUAUAUGGCAGUCAUUGCAGCAAGUUUUGUAUUUGGUGGAGCUAUAAUUAGUACAGCUGUUAUGGGUGCUGCUGGUGGUGGAGUUUAUAAAAAAAAAAAAAAAAAAACAGCACAAAAUGUAAGGUGAUUAUGAGAUGUAAUGAAAAUAUAGUUUUAGUUGCUCCAAAGACAUUGAUUCAUGGUGUGAUACAUUGUUGAUUUUCUGUAUAUUUCUAGUGUGUUUCUCAUUCAGCCUGACUUCAGAGAGUGAAUGUGCAUCUGUGUUGUUCUUUUGUGAUGUUUACUAAUUGGUUAGUUUCAUUAAAUAUAAUCUUUUUUUGGUAACACUUUAUUUUAAAGCGAUGUAGUUACAUGUUACUAUAGUAAUAACAGUAAAUUAUGCAUAAUUACAAGUAACUAACCCUAAACCAAACACUAACCCUAACCGUAUAUUAAAUAUUACUCAGUAGUACUUAUUUGAGUAUUUGAGUACAAUGUAGUUACGUCACCUCAAAAUAAAGUGCAACCUUUUUUCCUGGCAUUUCCCUGUAAUUCACUUUAUUAUUUUAGGUAACUUGUUUAAACAAGUGUUUAAAAAAGUUAGAGGAUUGAGUCAAACUGAGCUAUAAUUUCUGUCUUUAAUGCCACAAGAGAUUUUUUUUUUUUUUUUUUUAGUUCAGAUGAAGUCUGGCUCAUUUCUUAAAGUGCCCCUAUUGUGCCAUCCUAAUAGUGUUUUGGAGUCUCCUACAACAGGUUUACAUGCAUGCAAGGUCAAAAAACACUUUUGUUUUAUCAUAAUAUAGCCUACAUUUAAUUUCACGUCAGUUCGUAAACAAUUCGUUAGAAGCAGUUCGAAGAAUCAGUCUCUCUAAACCCCUCCUUUCCGUGAGCCUACACUGCUCUGAUUGGUCUACUGCGCGCACCACACGCCCAUUGCCAUAACUGAAUGACAGCUAUCAAUUCGCAAGACAUUGUAUACAAUGUAUGGACAGAAAAGAUAGCAUAGAUUUUACCAUAUCAAUUCGAGCCUGAGUCCGACGAUGAAACAUCUGAAGUAGUCGAUCAACCAGAAACUGAUUCACAAUCACGAAUGGAGUAGGACGUUUCUCUAUGGUGUCACCUUAGUUAUUUAUAGCAGCGUCACUGUUAUACUUUAUGUAGGUGCACCUGUGGGAACUGUAUCAGAAUGCCAAGAGAAGCUGAAAACCGCUAACAUAAUAUAAAAAUUUAGGCCAGAUGUGUACAGACUUUUUCAUCAUAACUAUUAAGAAAGAAAAAACUUCCAAACUAUGAAUUUUGAACAUCACUAGAAAAUAUAAAAAUCAAUUAUUAAUCAUACUUACAGGUUGAGAUUCAGAGGACGAGCUGGUCCAAAUAAACUGGGCAUUGAUCCAUAUUUUAAGACCAAUCGAAUUGUGAAUCCUAAGUUAAACUCCCUGAGGUUUGAGAAGCAGUCGUCAGCAGGGGCGCAUUAAGGUAAUCAAAGGCCCCUGGACUACAGAAUUAUGGUAUAGGCCCCCCGACCCCAAAUAAAAAUUUUAGCUUCUUGCCAAUUAUUUAUGUCGAAAUAUACAGUGGUGGUCAGAAUUAUUGGCACCCUUGGUAAAUAUGAUCAAAGAUGACUAUAAAAAUAAAUCCGCAUUGAUUAUCCUUUUGAUCUUUAAUUCAUAAAAUUAGCAAAAAACUAACCUUUCAUUGAAGGAAAAGAAUUGAAAGUGGGGGAAAAAUCACAUUAUGAAAUAAAUGUUUUUCUCCAAAACACGUUGGCCACAAUUAUUGGCACCCUUUAAUUCAAUACUUUUUGCAACCUCCUUUUCCCAAGAUAACAGCUCUGAGUCUUCACCUAUAAUGCCUGAUGAGUUUUGAGAACACCUGACAAGAGAUCAGAGACCAUUCCUUCAUGCAGAAUCUCUCCAGAUCCUUCAGAUUCCCACAUCCAUGUCAGUGCUUCUUCUCUUCAGUUCACUCCACUCAUUUUCUUUAGGGUUCAGGUCAGGAGACUGGGGCGGUCAUGGAAGAAGCUUCAUUUUGUGCUCAGUGACACAUUUUUGUGUUGGUUUGUUUUGGAUCAUUGUCCUGAUGGAAGAUCCAACUACGGCCCAUUAUAAGAUUUCUAGCAGAAGCGGUCAGGUUUUGUUUUUUUAUCUGUUGGUAUUUGAUAGAAUCCAUGAUACCAUGUAUCUGAACAAGAUGUCCAGGACCUCCAGCAGAAAAAUAGGCCCACACCAUUAAAGAUCCAGCAGUAUAUUUAACUGUGGGCAUGGGGUAGUUUUUAUCCAUGUGUGCACCAAACCCAUCUGGUGGGUUUGCUGCCAAAAAAGCUCUUUUUUUAGUUUCAUCUGACCAUAGAAGCCGGUCCCGUUUGAAGUUCCAGUCUUGUCUGACAGCUGAAUAUGCUGGAGAUUGUUUCUGGAUGAGAGCAGAGGAUUUUUCUUGAAACCCUCCCAAACAACUUGUGGGGAUGUAGGUGCUGUUUGAUAAUUUUUUUUUAGGCUUUCUGAGACUCAAGACUCAACUAAUCUCUGCAAUUCUCCAGCUGUGAUCCUUGGAGAGUCUUUGUCCACUCAAACUCUCCUCCUCACUGCGCAUUAGGGCGAUUUAGACACAGGUCCUCUUCCACGUAGAUUUGUAAGAUCUUUAGUUGAUUGUAACUUCUCAAUUAUUGCCCUGAUGGUGGAAAUGGGGAUUUUCAAUGCUUUAGCUAUUUUCUUACAGCCACUUUCUAUUUUGUGAAGCUCAACAAUCUUUUGCUGCACAUCAGAACUAUAUUCUUUGAUUUUACUCAUUAUGAUGAAUGAUUAAGGGAAUUUGGCUUUUGUGUUUCCUCAUGUUUAUACUCCUGUGGAACAGUAAGUCAUGGCUGGACAAAUUCAUGUUCAUGAUCACCCUGGUGUGCUAAAAAAAAAAAUGUAAAUAUGAAUGGGAAUAUACUUCAGAGAUAUUUACUCAUAAAAAAUUUUAGGGGUGCCAAUAAUUGUGGCCAACAUGUUUUGGAGAAAAACAUUUAUUUCAUAAUGUGAUUUUCCCCCCACUUUCAAUUCUUUUCCUUCAAUGAAAGGUUAGAUUUUUGCUAAUUUUAUGAAUUAAAGAUCAAAAGGAUAAACAAUGCAGGUUUAUUUUUAUAGUCAUCUUUGAUCAUAUUUACCAAGGGUGCCAAUAAUUCUGACCACCACUGCAUAUUGUCGAUAACAUUUAACAUUUACAACACUGUAUGUAUGUUGUGUAAAAAUAUGGGUCAAAUAAAGGUGAAUAUUUCAAUUCACUCUUUGCGGGUAGGUGGUGCGUGUAAAACAGCAGAAUUAUAGCAGUUUUUACAAACGACUCGUUUAAUUGACUCAGAGUCGACUCUUACAUUUGAGAGACAAUAACUUUAUAUACGGUGCACUUUCAGAUUUAAAACUUUGCAGUUUAUUCACUCAGAGCUACACUUCCCUCCAAAAGUUUGGAAACGCCCUGAAAAAGUGGGGUUUUGGACAAUAUUGGCAUGAAUCCUUUUUAAUUUGUGAUCAUUUUGCACUGAUAAGGGACAAUACAAACUACGAAAACAUUUUAUUACAUAAACAGUUAAAUUUUUAAAUAUUUUAAAUAUCGAUUCAUCAAAAUAUCCACCAUUAGCGGCUAUCUGACCUAAACUGGGUUCUAAUUGGUUCAUUGAAUUCUAAACUUAAUUGGCAAUCAGUUGUUGAAGCUAUUAAGGUGUGCUGACCCAAAAAUCUUUUACAAACCUGGGCCCAGUUUAAACCAGUAACCAGGCAUCACAGCUGGCAAAGGGGCAUGUCUGACUUUGGCAUGUAUAUAUUGCCAUUAUUAUGUAAUCAAAAUGAAAAUUAUUAUUGCUGGUCUUCAAUAAUGUCAAGUUACUUUAAUGUAUUUGCACCAAAAAAUGAUAAGAAUUUAUGCUGAUAUCGUCCAAAAGCACACUUUGCCAGGGGUGUUUCUGAACUUUUGGAGAGCAGUGUAUGUUACACACUACAUGAAAGGUCAUUUUCAAAAAUCCAUAAUAGGGGCACUUUAUGUUCGUUUCUUGGCAUCACCAUGUUGUCCUGCAUAAAAGUUUGCUUUUAGAGUUGUUAACAUUGUACAACCAAUACAGUUGACUGAUUUUGAAUAUCAGAAAUUGCAUGGGGAAAAAAGAAAUUAAAUCAAUGUAAAAUGUGUUGAUCCAAAGAGUCUGGUGUGUGUAUUUUGCUUCAAGAGAGCCAUAUUUGUGUGGUGGUUUAUUUUCUUUCUUAAAUAUUCAUUCAUUCAGUAAUAAUCAUUUAUUAUUUAAUUACUUAAUUUAAUCAUUUAAACCAUUCAUACUCAUUUUAUUGAAAAAGAUUAUUUAAUAAACUGCUAAUUAAUAA
Ctenopharyngodon idella (grass carp) is the source of this 5912-nucleotide messenger RNA. Its product is annotated as GTPase IMAP family member 8-like. Lineage: Eukaryota; Metazoa; Chordata; Actinopteri; Cypriniformes; Xenocyprididae. Gene Ontology annotation, molecular function: GTP binding. The transcript has 5 exons. The record is from RefSeq and is a predicted model, not a curated record. The coding region runs from base 40 to 1638 and encodes 532 amino acids.